This is a messenger RNA of Salvelinus sp. IW2-2015, 3320 nucleotides long. The record is from RefSeq and is a predicted model, not a curated record. NCBI's taxonomy places the organism in Eukaryota, Metazoa, Chordata, Actinopteri, Salmoniformes, Salmonidae.
AAGUAUGGGGGUUACCCCUUCUCGCUCCCCCCAGAACUACAGCAGGCCGGAGGAUCUUUAUAUGGCCGUUAAAGCAAUGGGUAAUAGAUAUGGCCAGGCCCUUGACUCCAGCUCCCUCCCCCACCCCUCAGCCUACACGGGGGGGCCUAAGUACCUCUCCUCCUUGGCUAGGGACUCCUCCUCCCUCCCCAUGGACUACUCAAGGGGUCUACCCCCCAAGUUCCCUGGGGGGCUGCAGGUGCCUGGGGCGUUGACACAGCCUGGUAAAAUGUCUCCCGGUGGCAGAGUCUCUCCUGGAGGCAGAAGCUCUGCUCUGCCCCUCAACCCCACCACCCUGGCCAUGCUCCAGCAGCACAACUAUGUGCCCUACUUCAGAGGCCUCAAACAGGACCCCCUACUACCACCUGAAUCUCAACCUAAGACGUCCCUGCAUCUCAAUUUACCUCCUCACGGUCACGGUAGUGAAAGUGGUCGGAGUACCCCCAGUUUGUCCACGUAUUCCGAUGGCAAAUCUCCCUCCUUCACCUAUGUGGCUACUCCCAGGCAUUUCCACGUACCAGAGACUAAGGUCAAGAUAGAUAAUAUCUAUAGAAAACCCCCUAUCUACAGACAGCAUGCCUCUAGAACUUCCUGGCAAGAAGGAGACGACAUCAAGACAAGGACCAGUUGGAUGAUCUUGAAGAGUGAGAUAGACGGCGAGCCCCUCCCAGAGUACCUGCUGGACCCCAGGAAGUCUACCUGCAGCCUGCCCACUGACACCUCCCGGACCAACUUCCCAUACAAUAAGUGUGCUUCCCUGCCAGGAUAUGGAAGGAAUGGCAUAUACAAGGAGGUUGCCGACCAUGUUGAGGUUGACCCAGACCAGCAGGACUCCCAUAGCUGGGGAGGAAUGAGAGAGUACAAGGUGUACCCCUAUGCGGUGCUGUCUGUGACCCACAGGGUGAGGGUGAAGCUACCCAGAGAUGUGGACCGUACCAGACUGGAGAGACACCUCUCCCCAGAGGACUUCCACCAUGUGUUUGGGAUGACCCUGAAUCAGUUUGACCGCAUGGCCCUGUGGAAGAAGAACGACAUGAAAAAGAAGGCACGCCUUUUCUAAAGCCGAGCAGGAGAACGGGAGAAAAAUAAUGAUAACAUCUCCGGUCUACAACGUCUGUCCUGUCUGGAAGAAAGGAAGACAGAAGAAGAAGAAAAACAUCUGAAAUAAUCUACAUAUGCACCGUUACAACUGAGAAACAUCUCAUCUCAGCCAGAAUGAGGAGUGGUGGGGGUACUCAAUGGAAAUGGUUUCACAAUGUCGCUGUAACCGACAUCCAACGUUGAGGCGAUGUUUGUCACCUAUAGCUUUUGUAUGCGAGUGGUCUGAAUGUUACUGUGAUCACCUUUAAGGGAGGUAAGGGAGAUGCAUUUACAUGGUCCGUGACACCACUCCUCCUCCAAGCCUCUUCUCCUCUAAUCCCUCUAUGUGAGUUCUACAUCCCGCUGUCCCUUAGCAGCUUUUCUAGAAUUCAUGUGCAGGCUUUUUUCUCUUUGUUUCUGUGUUUCUCACUGGUUUCAUGUGUGUUCCUUUUACUGUGUUUGUCUCCACUAGGGACGGUUUAGUUCUUCCCUCUUUUAUCGUUCCUUUCACUGUUUUUCUAAGGUCUCACUCUCUUGCUUCAUCUUUCCUUAUCUACCGUGUCUUGUUUAACGUCUCUCUCUCUUUCUCUUUCUCUCUCUUUUUCUCUCUCUCUCCUCUCUCUCUCUGCUCUCUCAUCCCACCUCUCCUUACCUCUCAUCUUACAAUUUCUCACUCCAUCUCCUUUUCUUUCCUUCAUUUUCAUUCCUUAACCUCCCUUUCCCCACUGUAGCCUGUUCUAGCCUCUAACCCACCACAGAUUAUAGUCUCAUAUCUGAACAACAGAUGUAUCAUUUUACAGCAGUGGAGGGCAUGGCUACUCAUAACACUGCUGCAUGACAAGGCCAAAGACAGGGAUAGGAAACUACUACAGUUUGACGUCAGAAAACGUCAAAGCACCUUACUAUAUUUGUGUUUGUUUUCUCUUCAUAAAAAUGGAGAGAAAUCUUAAGUAAAAAUAAGAAAAUAUGUUUUAAGUUGGUAGUUUAUUUGAUAGCUGUGAUUUGUUACAACAAGCCACUCGUAAAUCAGUGAAGAUAGGAGAGUUGAGGUUGGAUCAGGGACAGCAGCAAGAAUCAUGGGUACCGGCUCUAGCAUUGGCACCACUGACACCCAUAGCAGAUGUGUAGAGCAUCAGGUUCUUUCAAGUCAUGUUGUCAAACACCACAUUGCCAGACACUUUUAUGUACAUGCCCUCCCAUCAACAAAAAAAACAUUAUUUUUGUAAGCUAUUUUUGACUUGUGGAAUCAUUGUCAGACGUUUUUUUAUUAAUGCUUUCAGAUCAUUUUCAGAUGAGUUAAGACACUUAUUAUGCCACGCUUAUCUGUUCGUUGUUACCACACUAUCUAACACAGACCUGCAGCAGCACUGAAGCAUAACGAGUUAAGUAUUGCUUAAUUAAUUAAUAAUGAGCUCUAUCUAUACCUCUUUCUGUGAUAGACAAUUAACCCUUUCUAUGUUUGUUCUUUAUAACCCAUUUGGCAUCAACUGUCACAUACAUUGGCUUUGCUUCGUCUCCGGAAGCUCAACCAAUCAUUCAACUGUAAGCAGUAUGUGACACAUACUGUAUAUAUUUGUCUCAGAGUUUGUUAUGCAAGCCAAGGUAUAUGUUGCCCUUAGCACAUGCAUAUGAGAGAUUGAGGUCAUCUACAAUGGAAAUGCAUGAAAGUGUGUACUUGUUUUCUCGAUGUUGUUGCUCAUUUUGUUCUUUCAUUUUGGUUCAUUCUUUUACACACACAACACAACUUUUGUCCGAUGAAAAGCCCAAUUCAGCUGCUUUAAUGUUCAAAAUGUAUUUAUAGACAUUUCAAGGGAGGAUGUGGAUGGUAUCUUUAAAUCUAAUGGGGAGGUAUAGUGGCAAAAAUACAGUCAAUCUGAAUUCAUAUCAAAUUUAAUUUAGCUCCUUCUGUAAGUAAGACUAAAUAUAAGCUCAUGUCUUCUGUCUGAUUUCUAAUGUCAAUCUGCAAUUAAAGUGCUUUAUCGAAACAAAAGAAACCACCGCAAAUUGAAGUGCUUGAGUGUGCCUCGUUGAAUGUGAAUGGCGAUAAAGUUGCAAAAUGCAUUGUCUGAAAUCUAGUGUCUGCUUUAUCGAACUAUGAUUUAUAAAGUUGAGUUUGGAAGAGUGAUUUGUGUAUGAAUGCGUGUGUAGUUAAGUUGUACAGUUAGUUUAAAUAAAAUAAUUAAAAAAUAAUUUAAAAAAUG